Chenopodium quinoa (quinoa) is the source of this 2428-nucleotide messenger RNA. RefSeq names its product rho GTPase-activating protein 2-like. Bases 145 to 1527 code for a protein of 460 amino acids. The record is from RefSeq and is a predicted model, not a curated record. Gene Ontology annotation, molecular function: GTPase activator activity. Gene Ontology annotation, biological process: signal transduction. NCBI's taxonomy places the organism in Eukaryota, Viridiplantae, Streptophyta, Magnoliopsida, Caryophyllales, Amaranthaceae. The transcript has 4 exons.
UCCCACAAUUUAAAAAAAAAUAAAAACCAACAAAACACAACACAACCAACAAAACCAAACUCCCCAUUUCAAAUCCCACUCUCUCUCCACUCCUCUCUAUCUCUCUCACACCAACACACACAAAGUUGUCAAAAACAUCAUAGCAUGACUGGCCUUAUAAUGGUCACUAAAGGCGGAGGCUGCGGCGGUGGCGGUGGCGGUGGCGGUACAAAAAGUCCUGCACCAACAAAAUCAGGUUCAUGUUCGUCUACUGAUGAGCAGAGUCAGCUAUCAUUACUUGCAUUUCUUAUAUCCGCGCUUCGAAAGUCCAUGGUUUCAUGUCGCGUAGAUCGAACCGAAGAAGUUAUUUCAGCAGUUCAUACAAUGGAUAUUGGUUGGCCAACUAAUGUUCAACAUAUUACUCAUGUUACUUUUGAUCGUUUUCAUGGUUUUCUUGGUCUUCCUGUUGAAUUUGAAGUUGAAAUCCCUCGUAAAGUUCCAAGUGCUAGUGUGAGCGUGUUUGGUGUUUCAGCAGAAUCAAUGAAAUGUGCGUAUGACACCAAAGGAAAUAGUGUCCCUUUCAUACUUUUGCUAAUGCAAGAGAGGCUGUAUUCACAAGGUGGUCUUAAGGCAGAAGGAAUAUUUCGUAUAAACCCAGAAAAUGGUCAAGAGGAACAAGUUAGGGACCAGCUUAACCGGGGCAUUGUGCCAGACGACAUAGAUGUGCACUGUCUAGCUGGCCUUAUAAAGACCUGGUUUCGGGAGCUCCCUUCUGGAGUAUUGGAUGGUCUUUCACCAGAGCAAGUUCUUCAAUGUAACAGUGAAGAAGAUUACUUUGAGCUGGUGAAACAGCUUAAACCAAUGGAAGCAGCACUUCUCAAUUGGGCUAUUGAUCUUAUGGCUGACGUGGUAGAGGAAGAGGAGUUAAAUAAGAUGAGUGCCAGAAAUAUUGCUAUGGUUUUUGCCCCAAACAUGACUCAGAUGUCUGAUCCGCUCACUGCUCUAAUGCAUGCUGUUCAAGUCAUGAACUUGCUCAAAACACUUAUAACAAAAACACUUAGGGAACGUGAAGAGGCUGUCACUGACGAGAACUACUCACCAAUGUCAUCCCGUUCGUCAGGCCAGGAAAGUGAUGAGGAAUAUGACAGCCAGCAGGAAAUGGAUACGAGCUGUGAUUCAAGAGGGCCUGGCUCUGAUUGUGAUGAAUCUGCUGAUUAUAAUCACGAUAAAGAGUAUGAACAUGAUGAUGAAGGCGGAUCCUUAAGUGAAGUAGGCCAUGGUUCCUUGAGUGAAAUAGGUGGUUGUUCCUUGAGAGAAAUAGAGGAAUGUUUCUUAAGGCAAUUGGACCGAAACAAGAUAACAAGUAAUCGUACUGAUGAGGCAGAAAUUCUAAAUUCUGAAAGUAAAACCUGGAUAUACAGAUCCAGUAGUGAUGGGAAUCUAUUCGAGUCAAGAAGCUUAUCAGAAAGAUAUGAGAAUGUUAAAGACGUUGAGAUGGAUCAACUAGUCGAGACUGCCUCUUCCAUGCCCUUGCUCAUGACUAGUUGACAUGAGUGUAGAGACUCUUAUCUUCAUAUGGUAGCCUUAAAGCAUUUAUUUGACAAAUGUUUUGUUGUAUGAGCAUUGUUGUGUUUGUAUAUUAGUUUUACGCGUUAGGAACUUAGAAUUUCAUCGAGUCAAGGAUGGAAUGUUAGGACUGGUUUGCUUCGUGUGGAUUAUAGUAGUCAAGGUUCAAAGGUUCAGUUUGCCACUGACCUUUUACUAGAAGAUACAAAAGACUUUCUAGCUUUUGACACUGUACUGGUUAAAGUCUAGUAUUUGAAGUUUCAAGUCUAACCAUAAUUGUACUGUUACAAUUUUUACGUUGAAAAUCGAGCAUUUUCGAGGUAGCAGUCUUGCUAAGCAAUGUUUGUAGCUAUGAAAUUGCUCUUAAUAGAAGUACAAGAGUACGUUCUCUGCUAGCUGUAGCUUAAUAUAGCUUGCUUCGUUUGAAUUGAAGUCAAUUCUCUGUUUUCUUUCAAGGAAUUUCGAACUUUUUGACCAUUUUUUUAUUUGAAUCAUGAAUUGAAGCUAUUUAACGAAUGUCUUCAGUAGAAUAGUAUACUGCUGAAAUUUAAUUCUUUUGCGCAUGUUCAAAGCAUGGUGUGAAUGCUUAGUAUUAGUUACACAACUUUUUUUUUUCUUUUUUUGGAAUGCUUUCCGUUCAUUAAUUCAGAUGUAAAACUAUUCAUUUCAACUAAAGCUGUGUUAUAAGAACAUCUUUUUUUUUUUUUGAAUAGAUUAGAACAUCAACUUAAGUUGUGUUAUUUACUUAUUUUCUUUUCAAAAAAGUAAUUACAGAGAAAAUUUUAGGGCUAUGUUAAAAAAUAAAAAAAGAAAAAGGCUAAACAAAUUUGAUCAUGCCUAAACAUAAGAUAAAAAUACUGAUCAAAGUUCAUUCAAAUAUUCA